Molecule: messenger RNA, 675 nt
Organism: Ichthyophthirius multifiliis
Lineage: Eukaryota; Ciliophora; Oligohymenophorea; Hymenostomatida
Exons: 8
Molecular function (GO): calcium ion binding
Source: RefSeq, a predicted model, not a curated record
UAAAAAAAAAUCUUAAAUAUGAACCAAUAAUUUACAGAAUAAGAUAUUAUUGAUUUAAUAAACACAAGAAAUUUAUAAAAGCCCUCUUAUGAAGAAUUGUUAUAAGAAAAAAAAUAAAGAAUAAAAGAUUUUAAAGAAAAUAAUAAAAAGUUGAAAGAAAGUGAAAUAAGAAAAUGGUUGAUAAAAAGAGAUUUAAAAAAAUAUAUUGAUUUUGAUGAUAAAGAACGCUUCAAAUUAAAAUAAUAUUUUAAAUCUUUGGAUGGAGAUGGUUCUGGUAGUAUUGGAUUAAAAGAAUUGGAAGAUCCCUUGAUUUCUUUAGGUAUUGCUGAAUCUAAAGAAGAAGUAAAAAAAAUAAUAGACUAAGUAGAUAAAGAUCAUUCUAAUGAAAUCGAAUUUCAAGAGUUUUUAGAUAUAAUAAAAUCAUAAAAAGGAAAUGGCAGAUAAACAAAAAAUAAUGCAAUUAUAAAAUUUUUUAAAGAUAUGAUCAAUGAUUCUUUAGGGGAAAAAACAAUUUAAACUGCAAAUUUACCUUUUUAAUUAAUUAUUUCUACAAUCAGAAGAAAAAAGCUAUUAGAUGCAAUAAUGAGUGAUGAUAUUUAAAAAAAAAUAGAAGGUGAAAAAAUAAUGACUGCCUAUGGAAAAUUAGUUUAAACUUAAAAAUAUUUAAAUAGCUGA